AAAGUAAAAACGUUUGUAACCAAAAGAGGGGCAACCAAAUUAAAUUUUAACGGGUUUAUAUUUGAAAAAAAUACGCAACGUAAUUCAAAAUAUUACUGGACAUGUGAAAUGCGGCGUAACGACAAUUUCAAAUGUAACGCACGGCUCAUUACAAAUCUGACCGCUGGCCAGCAUGAAGUGGUGUCGAAAACAAUAAGGACACAUAAUCAUGCACCAAGUGCACCUGGAGAAAAGGACCGGCUACAGCAAAGAAAUACGGCAUCGACUUCACGACGUCAGUCACAUACUCGUCCCAGCAGAUGCGACUCCUCUGUCGUUGAAGUCAUGCCGGCCGAAGAGGAUCCCGCGGCCAUGGAGAGCCGCGACGCCGACGGAUCUCCACAACGCUUUUGUUUGAAAUGGACGAACUAUCAGAGUAACCUCGCCAACAGUUUUGACCAACUUCUUCAAACUGAAGCUUUCGUCGACGUAACCCUCGCGUGUGAGGGACAGAGCUUGAAAGCACACAAAGUGGUACUUUCGGCGUGCAGCCCCUACUUCCAAACUUUGUUUAUGGAUAAUCCGUGCCGGCAUCCUAUAAUAAUAAUGCGCGACAUAAAAUAUUGCGAUCUGAAAGCUGUGGUUGACUUCAUGUACCGCGGUGAGAUAAACGUGUCGCAAGAUCAGAUCACGGCUCUGCUGAAGGUGGCGGAGACACUGAAGAUCCGCGGAUUGACCGAUGUGAGCGGCGAGCAUGGCGUGCUGAAGCCGGGCGGGCUAGAGACUCGCACGCCUAAGAGGCCCAGCAGCCGGGAGACUGAAUCGCCGGCUAAAACUCGAAAACGGGCGUCGACGGAGCGAAGCCCGGGCCCGAGCCCGCGGCACUCGCCCAGCACACCGGCGGCAGCUGCGGACCUGCUGCCGCCGCCGGCAGAGGCACAGUCGCCGUUGUUCCCUGGCAUGGCCGCGCCGCUACCCACCGACGAUGUCGACAUCCGCCCUGGCAUCGCCGAGAUGAUCCGCGAGGAAGAACGGGCAAAGCUGCUAGAAAACUCCCACGCAUGGCUCGGAGCAUCCACGUCCUCUAUUGCAGACAGCUACCAAUACCAGCUUCAGUCCAUGUGGCAGAAGUGCUGGAACACCAACCAAGGUCUGGUGCACAACCUGCGGUUCCGGGAGCGCGGGCCCCUCAAGUCCUGGCGACCAGAGACCAUGGCCGAAGCAAUCUUCUCCGUGCUGAAGGAAGGCUUGUCACUCUCCCAGGCGGCCAGAAAAUAUGAUAUCCCGUACCCGACGUUUGUGCUGUACGCCAACCGCGUCCACAACAUGCUGGGUCCCAGCGCGGACGGCGGCGCAGAUUUGAGGCCGAAGGGUCGCGGGCGGCCGCAGCGCAUCCUGCUGGGCGUGUGGCCUGAUGAGCACAUCCGCGGCGUCAUCCGCGCCGUCGUCUUCCGCGACACGCACGCGCCGCACACCACGCACCACAUCAAAGAGGAGGUGCUCCCCGUCUACCCCGCCAUUACGGAUGGCAUGGGCGUACAAAAUGCCUACGGGAAUGCCUGUGGAAAUGGGCGCGAAGGCGGCGUCUCCCCGAACGCGGCCGCUGCCGCCGCCGUGGCCGCCGUGGCACACGGUUUGCGCCGGCAGAUGUGCAAUAUGGUAGUGGCUGCGCAGCGGCCGCCCGACCACCCGGCGCACCUGGGCCUGCCCCCGCUGCCACUGCAGUCGCCGCGCCUCCCCUCGCCGCUCUCCGCCGGGCUCGAGUCGCCGCUCUGCUCGCCACCGCCACCCGGACACGCGCUAGAGCCACCAAAGCCCACCGACCCCUUCCGCCCAUUCGCAUCACCCCGCCCGGAUAGCCGCUACAGCGAGAGAGACGUAGCUGAGCUGUCAGACAUGGGCCCUCCCAAGACCCCGGUAUCGAUCGCCAAAAAUGGCAAAGAUCUAAUGUCGACCCCAGUGCCGGUGAAGAUGGAGCCUCCUCCAGUGGAAGCGCGGGCUGAAAACAUCUGAAGCGAGGCCGCGGGCGCAGCGCAGUCGCACACGCCAGUGAGCGUCCCGCCGUCGCCGCUGCCCGCCUAUCCUUAUUUCGUGCCCAACCGCAACUCCGUCGGCUACUUCUAAGCGCUGCAUAUGCGCAGCCAUGAACACACGACAGUCGCGCGGUUGUGCGGUUGCACGGUGAAUGAUCCGGUGAUUCCGAGCCGGCGACUAAUUUAGCUUUUUAAUUUAAAUUUAUUCAUUUCAUAAUCGGCAUAAAACAUUAUUUAACUAAUUAUUAUAUUAUAAUUUAAUGUGGGGUAUCGCUGUGCAAUAUGCUUGUUGAUUAAUUAUGAAUUUUGUAUUAUUAUGAAAGAGUACUUUUAGUUAUUUUUAAGUUUUUUUGUUAAUUAGCGAGGGACACGUAACGUGUAAGUAGUCAUGCUACAUGUCUCUACCACUGUCGCUUGGUGUUUCAUUAUUAUCUACUCAUAAGUAUAAUAGAAUGUCGAACAUUACGUGUAAGCUUAAACUAACUUUACAACUUAGAUCCAUCUGUGAACAUAGGGAAAUCAAAAUUAAAAAUAUUUGGCCCGAUUCAAAAGACUGUUCGGUAUACCUAAUCUUAUUCAACAACAUACGUGUAAGACAAAAUUUAUGAAUUAGUCUUAGAUAUAACCAUAAAUUAAACAUAGAUGUAUCUUUCCUUUAUCGUCAAGUGGAUGUCAAUUUCUCUACUAGCGAUUUAGUAACUGUGUGUUGUUGCUUUUUGUAGAGGCGCGCGCGCGCACCGCUGCGAUUGACCGGCGGGCGGCUGGCGGGCGCGGCGGGCGCGCGCCGCGUUUCAUUGUUCACUGUUCGUGCAGCGAUUCACAUACGAGUAGACUUAGUGAUCGCCAAAUGUAAUAUAGAUGUAUCAUUAGCCAGUAGUGAUUGUUCCAAAUGUUAGGCUAAAUUAGAUCGUUUAGGGCUCGACCGAUAUUACUCGUGUAUUAGACAAUCAACUUUAAUGAUCUCCUGUAAUAUUUUUCAGAGAUGUUCUGUUCCGUUUUAAAAUUGUAUUGCAAUAAAACGUCGUCUAAUCAAGUAAAAAAUCUCAAAAUACAGUAGGCGUUUUGAGAAAUUUCUGUACUAAAAGUUAAAACCCGUCUACCCAUGUAAUAAUAGUUUUCGAAUCUCUUGACCGCACUAGAUUGUAUUACUAGUGAGGUCGCGAGACAUAAUAUCGAUGUCUUGAUGUGCUAUCGUAAGCUGUUAUAAUAGAACAUCAUGAAAAUUUUAUAAUGUAAGAGCUCCCAUUUUCAACAUACAUAGUCUACUAUUAUCGUCGAAAUCAUACAAUCAUUUAGCAGGUAAUCUUCUAAUAAUAUGUUUCAUAAAUAGGUAUUAUAUGUAAAGAUGAAACUGAUCAUCUCUUUCGACUGAUCUAUCAGGACGCCUAAUUUCAAUUAAGUACGGAUAGAGUAUCGAACAACACUACCUUAAGGAAGUCCAAACCUUACUUUAUACUCCUCCACCAGAAUGUACAAGAAAGUCUUAAUACAUCUUUAUGUUUAAUACCUAAACUUUCUGAGAACACAACUUCGGCGAGCCCAUCUUAGAUUUAGAUGCACUAAAAUCGCCAAGCAUAGAAUGUACAUCUUUCGAGCGUCUGCUAACCUACCUGCUCGUAGCUAGAAUACAUUUCAAUUUAAUUAGAUUAUCUAUAUAACUAUGUAUAGCAAUGGAUCAGAUAAAGUCAUGCUAAUAACGAUAGAAACUUCACAUGUACUUCGUAAGACAUCUAUGUCGUGUAACGUGCUCCUCCACCGUGUGCAGGUGGCUUCCAAACUACUACACCACUCUCGAUGAGAUCCCUAAUUAUUCAAACAAGAACUUUACCUGAAACUUUUCUUUGACUUCUCAAUAGUUUUUCAACUGUCCAUACAAAUUGAAUCCAGCAGGGUGUAGUUUUGUAUGGCGAGUAGAAAGAUGAUGAAUAAAGAAAGAGUUUUUAACGAAAGUUUGCGGAGCACCCCUGCCACCUACACACGGCGCCCGCGCCGAGAGCGAGCCGCGCCGAUCGGCGGCCCCCUCCGCGCGAUGCAAACAACUUUGACAUCUCUUAAGUGUUGUUAGUGUGAAAGAAUAAGUGUAUAAUGUACAAAUUUGUUUUAUCUAAACAUCUAUUGGACAGUUGUAAUGUGUCUCAUAGUUUCGGCAGGAAAUUUUCAUUAAAUCUUCUUGCUGCAAGGGUAUACCAUGAUUUUAGAUAUUGUUGGCGGACAUUCGUUGGCGAUCGUUCUUCAUAGUAACAUUAGAGUGGGAAGGCGCGGGGGCGGGCGGCGCGGCCGCUGUGGUCACGCGCCGCCCGCCCCGGCGCUCGGCAAGUCUCGUCGCAAAACAUGCUAGAAAAGCAUGUUUUAAAAUAAGUCUCCAAGUGGCCUUGAUACUUCACUAUUAUUUGGAAUUUGGAUUAUCUGAUUCGUUCAAUGUUUGGAUUAGUGUAUAAAAAAGACCAAAUUAAUAAAAAAUACAUUUGCGAUUCAGAUCUAAUGUUAAAACUGUUUGGCUAUCCUUUUGGAAAUAAAGUUUAAACUAGGUGAAAAAAUUAAAAUUAAAAAAGUUAUAUAAUGGCCUAUACGUUUCGGAUAAAUUGCGUAAUUUUGGUAAAUGUUUAAAUACUACGCAUAUUUUCUAUUGUGUAAGUCUAGGCUAAUGUGUUCAAAAAGUAAUUAAAAAUUUAAAAUUUUUGAAAAAGUAGAAAGUGCCUUCCAAAUUUUUGACCACAGUAAGUGUUGGGAUGGGUGCGGCGACGAUCUGCUGGUGGCGGGCGGUGGCGGCGGCGGCGGCACCCGGCUGGCGGCGGCCGGCCGCGCAGGCUCGCGGUCGGACCGCGCGUCCGCCCGCACGCGCGCUGCCAUCGCCCGCACUGAACGUGCUUAACUAUAAUAAAGUUAGAAUAAUAAAAAUUCAAAAUUAUUAUAUAAAAUUAAAUACAUAUGACUAUUAUUAUAGAAAAAAAUAUACAUAAAAUUAUAUAUUUGGCCGAAAUGGUAAUACCCUGAUAGGCAAGCGUUAUAAGGUUCGGCGUCAAAAUUGAUUCUAUUUUCGUUGUAUAACACACCAUUACUAUAAAUUAAUUGGAAUUCAAUGCAGACAUCGCAAAGUGCCAUUUGUUUGAACUGAAAACGGUUCAUUUCUUUUUGUAUCACAUGUGGAUUUUGUAGUUAUAAUUAAAUAUUAAUUAAUUUAUUAUGAUACUGGAAAAAGUAUACAUUUCGAUUACAUAAAUAAGUACCACGUUAUUUUCGUGAUAGGUAGUUAAGUAAAAUUACUUGUAGUAUUAUUGUACCUACACCUACAAAGGCGGUUUUGGUUGAUAAGUAGACAUUUAUUUCGUGAUGCUGUAUUCGUUUUGAUCAUUACUGGCGACUCGCACAUUAUUAUGACUGCAUGACAAUUUACUAUCGUCAUAUUGUUCUUUGGAGUGAUAUGAAAUCAUGAAUGUAGAACAAUAUUAGAUAUAAUAUUACUUUUGAAAAAUUAAAGUAGUAUCUACUGUAAUGUUAUUAUUAUCACAAUCGUUUAUUUAUUUCAAUUUAGUAAUUAUAAAAAUAUACCGCCGGCGGGCUCAAACUAUGUUGUUUGUGUGUAAUUAAACAGAAUGAAUGGAGCAGGGACGUCAAUCCUGAAGAUAGAUAACAAAUAUAUUUUAAAGAAUCUCUUCGUGUAAGUAUGUUGCGUACGUACAAACGCCAUGUGAAAAGACGCGCCUGAAAUGAAUACUUACAUAAACUGCCUAUAUACGUCCCACUGCUGGGCACAGGCCUCCCCUCAAUCAACCGGAGAGGGUAUGGAGCAUACUCCACCACGCUGCUCCACUGCGGGUUGGUGGAGGUAAAUGAAUACUUAGUGUAGAGUAUUCCUGAACCACCUUCAUGAACCAUCUUUAAGAUUGACAUCGCAUUUCUCCCUGUAUUGAUACCUACCCACCUAGUACCUAAAACGCUGUUCGUCGCUACGAUAAUGAACCAUUUCCUUUAUGAUAUUAAGUGGUUUAUUCUUCGUUACAUCAACUGACUGUUUAGUUUUAAGUAAUACAGCUAUCUGGUAGGUAUCGUGGAUUUUUUUUAAAUCUAAAUAAGUAUUGCUUUCAGUUGUAACAAAUGAUUUUAGAUUGCAUAUCAUUAGCAAAAUGAACACACUGAAAGUGUUCUCUGUGACCCGUGCGGUGUACUGUGAAUUAUAUUGAUGUGUCAUUGUCAUAUAUGAUUACCUGAUAUAUUCAUUCCCUUCGCGACUUUUAAAUAGAAAUAGGUACGAAGUAGACUAAAUCUGUUUCAAUGCAUGUAUCACAUACGUAUCUAUUUGUAGUACUUAUUUUGUUGCAAUACUCCAGUACAUUGUAGUCAGCGCAAGCGCACCGCAGGGGCUACAGGACACGGAACGAGAUCUAUCUGUAUCAGUAACUUUUCCAUUUACCUCGUCUAUCGAUACAAUAUAAGUCGCAGCUGUAAAAAUCGUUGUAACACUUAUGUUAUAUCAAAUUAAUGUUGUUAAGAUUUAUUUUCAAUAUCCUGUGUUCCUGAUUAAUUAUAAUUUUAUUGUAUACAUGUCUUAAUUUUCAAUUUUUAGUAAGUAUCCAGACGUAAAUGGAAUGGUCCGCGUUUUAUUGGAAGUACCUACCUAUUUCAAUAAAAUAUACCUAUAAGAUGGGAACUAAAUUAUUUUUAACUAUUGAAAUAGGUAAAUAAAAAUUGCAUUAAUUUCAUGAUAGUAUUGUUUCACGAUAGAUUGUUUACAAAUAUGUUUUUCGUUACUGCCAAACGGUACCAUAGUUUUGAAUUUUCGAUCAGAUUAUUCAUUAAUAGAAAAAAAUAAUACGCGGUCAUAGCCACUGUCUAUUAUCAAGUACACUUGAUUAAAAAUAAUCAUAUUAUAAUUUACCUUCACAAUGUAACAGUUCUAAUGAUACUUGUAGUCUACCGUAUCCAAGUAACAUAUUGAAAUCGUUUAGUGACCGUUCAACAGUAAAAUUAUAGUAGUUAUCUGUCUCAAAUUACAUUCAAUAAUGUUAAGUUCGUUAAUGUCACAGUGUACCGUUGUCUGAAUGAAUAUAUA
Molecule: messenger RNA, 7062 nt
Organism: Pectinophora gossypiella (pink bollworm)
Lineage: Eukaryota; Metazoa; Arthropoda; Insecta; Lepidoptera; Gelechiidae
Product: protein bric-a-brac 1-like
Exons: 7
Coding region: 109-1992 (627 amino acids)
Biological process (GO): regulation of transcription by RNA polymerase II
Cellular component (GO): nucleus
Molecular function (GO): DNA binding; protein binding
Source: RefSeq, a predicted model, not a curated record